GAAAGAAGCGAAACUUAGAGCAGAGUGAAAGUGAAAGUGAAGGUGAAAGAGAAAGGGAUGGGUGCGAUCACGAGCGCGGUGAUAGCAGUGGUAGGGGUGCUUCUGGGUUGGAUCACCAUUGAGAUCGCAUGCAAGCCCUGUCUUGAAAAGGGACGCGAAGCCAUCGAUCGCAAUCUCAACCCAGAUUACGAUCCCGACGACGACACCGCUAUUCGCGCCCCACUCAACCCCACCACCGUCUCCGACCCCUCCCCCGCCGCCGCUUCCUCCGCCGUCAAAGUCGUUUGAAAAAUGCUCAUAUUUUGUCCUGGUAUUCAAUAUCUAUACUCAAAGUUUCUUUUUUUUGGUGGGUUUGUGUGCGUAUUCGCUUUUGAUGCGGAUCUUAACCGCGUUGUAAAUGUUACUGAAUAAUUAAGUGUGGCUGUGGAGAUUUGUCAUCAUUAUUAUUAUUAUUCAAGUGGGGAUUGUAUUUUACCUCAAUCAUUG
Molecule: messenger RNA, 486 nt
Organism: Abrus precatorius (Indian licorice)
Lineage: Eukaryota; Viridiplantae; Streptophyta; Magnoliopsida; Fabales; Fabaceae
Product: outer envelope membrane protein 7
Exons: 1
Coding region: 58-288 (76 amino acids)
Source: RefSeq, a predicted model, not a curated record